This is a messenger RNA of Gekko japonicus, 2147 nucleotides long. It is a transcript of the gene PDCL, whose product is annotated as phosducin like. Lineage: Eukaryota; Metazoa; Chordata; Lepidosauria; Squamata; Gekkonidae. The coding region runs from base 277 to 1185 and encodes 302 amino acids. The record is from RefSeq and is a predicted model, not a curated record. The transcript has 5 exons. Gene Ontology annotation, biological process: regulation of G protein-coupled receptor signaling pathway.
AGUACCCGUUGUUAUCUGCGCAAAAACGACGACUCGGUCUGGGCGCGCCUCCUCGGUUCGAUUCUCCCGGCAUCCUUUACGCUUCCGUCUUUGCCUAGCAGGGAAAAAGAGGGCGACGCGGGCGAUUAUAACGCUCGCGUGGAGUCUUCGCCUCUCCAGUAUCUUGCCUGUCCGCAUGCUGUGAAGCACCCUCAAGAGCCCACUUCUGGCCGCACCCAGAUCAGGCUGCCUGGUGCACAGACCCUUGCCUGCUGUUCUCUUCUAUAGCCCCCCACAAUGACGACUUUGGACGACAAGCUGCUGGGUGAGAAGCUCCAGUACUACUACAGUAGCAGUGAGGAUGAGGAUAGCGACAAGGAGGAGCGAGACGAGGACCACAGUGAGGAGCACAACUCCCACCCUAACACUGUGCCUGUGGAGCUGAGUAGUGAUGGCAGUGCUGUGAACACAGGUCCUAAAGGUGUCAUCAAUGACUGGAGACGGUUCAAGCAGCUGGAGACAGAGCAGCGUGAGGAGCAGUGCCGGGAAAUGGAGCGGCUCAUCAAGAAGCUCUCCAUGACCUGUAGGUCACACCUGGAUGAGGAGGAGGACCAAAAAAAGCAGAAAGAACUUCAGGAGAAGCUGAAUGGGAAGCUUACUCUACAGGAGUACAGCAUGCUGCACGAGGGUGCCGAUGAUGAAGAGUUCCUGCAGCAGUAUCGUAAGCAGCGGAUGGAAGAGAUGCGACGGCAGCUGCAGAGCGGGCAGCAGUUCAAGCAGGUGUUUGAGAUCCCCAGUGGGGAGGCCUUCCUGGACACCAUCGACAAGGGGCACAAGAAUACGCUGGUGAUGAUCCACAUCUACGAGGAUGACGUCCCUGGGGCUGAAGCCCUCAAUGGCUGCAUGAUCUGCCUGGCUGCUGAGUACUCCGCGGUCAAGUUCUGCCGGGUGAGGAGCUCCCUGAUUGGUGCUAGCGCUCACUUCACCAACAACGCACUGCCAACCCUUCUGGUUUACAAGGGCGGGGAGCUCAUUGGCAACUUUGUGCGUAUCACCGACCAGCUGGGCGAAGACUUCUUUGCAGUGGACUUGGAGGCGUUCCUGCAAGAGUGUGGCCUGCUCCCAGAAAAGGACUUGGUGCUUCUCGCAUCCAUCUGCCAGGCCUCCUCGUGCUACAGUGAGGACAGUGACCUGGAAAUAGACUGAAGCCAGGCAGGGACAGGAGGGAACCUGGAUCUGGAGCUGCAAACUUCCUAGCAUUUUCCAUUCCUAGGUAGUCUACAGAGAGUGGAUAAUUAAUUUCCUACCACCCUGUUUUGGACAGGCAGCCACCUCAGAGCCCCCGAUCUGACCAGCAGAAAUGCACACUAGUCGUAUUGGGGCGUCAUGGCAAACCUCCUCUCACACGUGGCGCAUGAUUAAAGAAUUCCUGGUUAAGGAAACCUUGAAACAAGCUCCAAUUUGCCAGUGUCAGUCCCCCCCCCCCCCCACCAACUGGGAUUCUAAAGCUAAUACCAACUGGUUUAUGGGGAGGAAACAACUCCAAUUUGCCCCGGUGCCCACAUCCUGAUGUUACCAAGACUGGAGCUUGAUCCAAGGGUUCCCAAGCCAGGAAACUUUGAGUUGUGCUUUGUGGGACCACAGCUGAAAGCUGUGCCGGUUUGUCAUGCCGUCCAAAUGCUGCUGUUUCUUGAACUUAUGGUGUCUGAGCUCCGAUAGCCACAGUUCUUGGGUAUCUUGCAUGUGUAGAAUCAUAAGAUGAAUACCAGCAACCCCCCAGGAACCAGGGCUGUAUGAGCACUUAGGUGCUGGAUGAUGGGGAGCGGGCCACCGGACAGUUUAAUGAACAGUUACUUCUAGAGCUUAAGUUAUUGUUAAAGUGAUUGUUGUAGCUCUGUCCAGCCAGUUGUUUGUUAAGGACUCUUAUUUCAGGGUUCCAGCCACUCCCUUGCAUUUCUAAAGCUCCUUACAAGCUGGGUAUAAUGUCACCCACAAAGAAUGUCUCCCUGCAGUGGUUUUGCCUUUGCAGGUUCUCUGUGCUGUGAGUUGCUUGUUCCUUCUGUACUGUGCCCUCUUUACCUUCCCCUUUCUGUGCAAACUAUUUUGGUAAACACUUUUACUACAUGUAAACAAUUCCUAACAUUUUCUUAAAUUAAUGCAAUGCAAUA